Molecule: messenger RNA, 15385 nt
Organism: Gadus macrocephalus (Pacific cod)
Lineage: Eukaryota; Metazoa; Chordata; Actinopteri; Gadiformes; Gadidae
Gene: fndc7b
Exons: 59
Coding region: 45-14735 (4896 amino acids)
Molecular function (GO): protein binding
Source: RefSeq, a predicted model, not a curated record
AUCCAGAAUAUCUUUUGUAUUGGACUCCCCUGUAUACUAAACGAAUGGUGAUCCCGCAGUCAAUGUCAAAGAUGGGAUUGGUGGGAGCUAUAGGGGUUUCUUUGGUAUUCCUAUCGCUAACUCAGAUACCAUUUACUCAUGCAGAAGGACCAUGCAUAAUCACAUCAGUGAGUUCUCAAAGCCCUUCAACGCUUCAUGUAAAAUGGGAUCAUUAUCUCGGGGCAACAAAUUAUUUUUUGGACAUACGAGUUAUCAACUCGACAGACAUUGCACCUGUUGUGUUGACGUUAUCUGGGUCCGCCAAAGAAACGGACGUUCACGGUUUACGGCCAGGAGCCCACUACAGCGUGACCCUUAAAGUCUUCCAAUACUACUUUGUAGUAUGCCACGUUACGCAACAGGCGUCCACAGUGCCCGCAACCUCCCAGAUAAUAUACCGGAGGGCACUGUCCAGUACAAGCGUUCGGCUAGAAUGGGCACGUGUGCCGACCACGGACAGAUACAUCGUCUUGAUGGAAGGACAGGUUGGACAGAAUCACCAAAUGAUUUUGAGAAAUACCAGCGUGGUAUUCACCGGACUGGAGCCCAGGACAGUGUACAACUGCUCCGUGUUCACCGAGAACGAGGCAGGCAGGGGGCUUCGGAGCGCUCUGAAACCCAUCUUGACACUUGCGCCACCCCCAAACGAUAUCGUCGUGCGGCAGAACGGCCGCCAGAGAGCCCGAGUGUCGUGGCAGCCAGUGGAUCGCGUUCUGCUGUAUCGAGUCACCAUCCGGAACCAAGACCAGCCAAACAGUGAACCAAUGGUGGCAAACGCAACGGCUCCCUAUCUGGACUUUGACACCCUGUCAUGUACCACCUAUGACAUCUCUGUGUCCUCGUUCCACCGAUUCCUGCUGCCCGGAGAGCCCAACGAUGUCUCGUUCACCAGCGACGCCCCCAGAGCCGCCAGCGGUGUGGUGGUGGACUACAGAUGUUCCAGCAACACGGCGGUGGUCUCCUGGGUUCCCGUGGUCGGAGCCGACUCCUACCGAGCCACGGCGACCCACAACGGCACGGUGAGGUCCUGCCUCAGCCGGGGCUCCCAGUGCCAGAUCGAGGGGAUGGCCUGCAGCCAGAGCUACGUGGUGUCCGUCAUCACCAUCGCCGGGGACUGCGAGAGCCACGGAAACUCAACCACCAACUUUCAGACCGUGUCCUGUCCUCCGGAUAAUCUACAACUGUACAGAGAGUGUUCCAUCAAUCUCAUCAGCUUAUCCUGGGAUCGGGUCAAUCACACGGAUCACUACAUAGCGACGCUGGUGGACUCAAUGGGAGAGAUCCAGCACUGCAUGACGGCUGAUACCAACUGCAUCUUCACGAGGACGACAUGUGGGCGGAGCUACAACUUCACAGUCUCCUCCGUCACCGGAGACUGCUCCAGCCAAUCUAGUUCUCCCUCUUUUAUUAGGACAGCACCCUGCAACCCCAAAACCUUCACCACCAGUUCCAGCUGCCAUUCGGACCAAGUGCUGGUCACAUGGGAGCCAGCGGCCGGAGCCUUUUACUACGACGUGAUCGCCCUCGGCAACCAGGGCCCAAACGACCUCCGAAACUGCAGCUCCACCGGCACCAACUGCACCAUGCACGGCAUCCAGUGUGGCCAGCAUCUGACCACCAGCCUCACCGCCUUCGACGACGAGUGUGCCAGCAGAACCCUCGUGAACACUGUGUCUGAAACUGGCCCGUGCGUUCCCCAAAACGUCUCGGCCACCAUGGACUGCGGCACCGACUCCGUCACGCUGAGCUGGGAGGAGGCGCCCGGCGCGCUGUUCUACACCGGCCUGGCGGUGGACGCGGCGGGCCGCAGGAGCGUCUGCCAUACCCUCGGCACGUCCUGUCAGGUCGCGGGGCUGCCGUGCAGCACCGCCUACACCGCCUCCGUCGUCUCCUCCAACUCCCGCUGCAACAGCUCCGAGAGCGCCAGGGUCACCGUGGAGACGGCCUCGUGUCCCCCAGACAGCGUCGUCGCCACCUUGGACUGCGGGGCCAACCAGGCGCUGGUCUCCUGGGGCAGCCGGCCCGACAGGGGCUCCUACACGGCCACGCUGGUGGACCCGGAGGGCCGCCUGCGCAGCUGCAGCACCACCCAGCACCGCUGCACCGUCACCAGCCUGCGCUGCGGCCAGCGCUACACGGUGUCCGUCAACCAACACGACGGCGUCUGCCCCAGCAUGCCGUCCAGCCCCGUCCACAUGGACUCCGUUGCGUGCGGUCCGAUGGACGUGAACGCCAGUGUGAGCUGCGCCUCGGGGACCCUGGAGGUGGGCUGGGGCGCGACCCCGGGCGCCGACCGCUACACGGCCGCCCUGACCCGCGGCGACGGCCAGACGCUGUACUGCAACGCCAGCGUCCCGCCGUGCAGCAUCGCGACGUCGGACUGCGGGCAGGAGUACAGCGUGCAGGUGAUGUCGUACAGCGGAACCUGCAGGAGUUUCCCCAGCAACACGUCCGUCGUCAGGGAAGCACCCUGCGUCCCCACUGACCUGGUGGUCGAGAGGAUCUGCGGCAACAGCAGCGCCGACGUGAGCUGGCGGGCGAGCCGCGGCGCCCUGCGCUACGACGUGAUGGUGGCGGCGGCGGCGGCGGGCGGCGGCGGGGAGCGUCUGGGCUGCUCCUCCAGCGGCAGUACCGCCUGCCGCCUGCAGGGCCUGACCUGCGGCCGGAUCUACAACGUCAGCGUGGUCGCCGUGGGCGACGGCUGCUCCAGCCGGAGCGAGGCGGUGGCUCUCCGUUCAGCGCCCUGCCGCCCCUCCCAGCUGACGGUGCGUAUGGACUGCCUCACCAACGACGCCCUGCUGACCUGGGACCCCAGCGCCACCGCCACCUCCUACUCGGCCCAGGCCACGGGCCCCGGGGGCCAGGAGCUGAGCUGCGGCCCGGAGCCCCGGUCCGCCUGCCUGCUGACGGGCCUGCGCUGCGGCCAGCGUUACGUCUUCACCGCCACCGCCGCCGACGGCCGCUGCCCCGGCGCCGACAGCCUGCCCCUGGAGCAGAUCACUGCCCCCUGCGUGCCCACCGGUGUGCUCCCCGUCGUGGACUGUAGCAGCAACACGCUGGCCGUGAGCUGGACGCCCUUCUCCAUCCCGGUGAACUACAGCGUCACGGCCGUCGACCGGACCGGGGGCUCCGCCUCCCUCUCCUGCUCCUCCGUCGGCGUCGGCGGCGGCGGCGGCGGCGGCUGCGUGGUGGCCGGCCUGCGCUGCGGCCAGCAGUACUCCGUGACGGUCCGGGCCCAGGGAGACCUGUGCCCCGGCCCCAGCAGCGCAGCGCAGUCGGUCCGCUCCGUGCCCUGCGCCCCCGCCAGCCUGCGCCGCGUGAUGAACUGCCCGUCCAAUACGGUGCAGGCGUCCUGGGACCCCGCCCCCGGCGCCCUCAGCUACGUCUCCACGGUGACCGACGCCCACAACGACUCCGCCUCCUGCUCCACGUCCUUCCAUGGCUGCUCCUUCCCCGGCCUGACGUGUGCCCAGACGUACAGCUUCUCCGUGGUCGCCCUCGGCAACCAGUGCAACAGCUCCGUGAGCCACGGGUCCGCCGUCGCCACCGCUCCAUGUGACCCAGAGAACGUGCAGGCCAGCCUGGACUGUAACACUGGCGUUGCCAUGGUGACCUGGACGGCCGGCCCUGGUAGCGUCCCCUACUACACGGUCGUGGCCUCGGCCAGCGGGCAGCCUGAGCACAGCGUCCAGACCAACGUCACGUCCUGCGGUCUGGACCAGCUGCGCUGUGGGGCGGAGUACACCGUGGUGGUGCUGGCCGGAGACGGGAGCUGCAACAGCAGCAUCUACGCCUCCACCACCGUGACCACUGCGCCGUGCGCGCCGCAGAUCCUGAGCCACGAGAUGCUGCUGAACUGCUCCAGCACCCGGGCCCUGGUCGCCUGGGCGCCGGACGCCCACGCCACCUCCUUCUCCGUCAGCGCCACGACCGCCGGGGCUGCCACUGCCAACUGCUCCUCCUCCAGCUCCUCCAGCUGUGUCCUGGACGGGCUGUCCUGUGGGAGGCGCUACGUCGGCGAGGCCGUGGCCCUGGGGGACCGAUGCCCCAGUGCUCCCAGCACCUCGUUUGAGAUCCUUACAGCCCCUUGCAGCCCGACCAACGUGGUGCCCUCGUACACCUGCGGCUCCAGCAUGGCUCUGCUCCGCUGGGACGAGGCGCGCGGCCGGGAGAGCUUCUGCGCCACCGCGCGCGCAGGAGAGCACACCGACUCCUGCACGUCCGCCGAGACCCACUGCUCCCUGCUGUCGCUGCUCUGCGGUCGGCUGUACGAGGUCAGCGUGGACGCGGUGGCCGCGCACUGCAACAGCAGCCGAUCAGGAGACGCGGUGAUCCAGACAGCCCCCUGCGCCCCCCAGAACGUCAGCGCCUCCCUGGAGUGCAGUGGCAACACCGGGCGGGUGAGCUGGCUCGCCAGCGGGGGGGCGACGCGCUACGAUGUGCAGGCGCUCGGCCGGGACGGGGACAGCGUCAACUGCACCACCGACACCACCACCUGCAGCCUACCCAGCAUGCACUGCGGCGUGACCUACACGCUCACCGUCACGCCCUACUCCGACGCGUGCAGAGGCUUCGCCAGCACCCCGAUCCUGUACAUCGCAGGCCCCUGCCCCCCCCUCGGUGUGGCGGUCUCCCUGACGUGUGCGGGCAACGUGGGCACGGUGAGCUGGCUGCCCGCCGUGCUGGCCGACUCCUACCAGGCCUGGGCCACCGGGCACGGACACGCCCACACGUGCAACGCCACGGGCGGCGCCACCCAGUGCUCCUUCACCGACCUCCACUGCGGCGAGACCAACGCCGUCACCGUGGCGACCACGGAGCGCGGCUGCCAGAGCGCGCCCAGUGCGCCUGUGUCGCUGGAUUCAGGUAACAUCCCGUCUGUGUCUCUCUCUCUGUCUCUCUCUCUCUCUCUCUCUCUCUCUCUCUCUCUGUCUCUCUCUCUCUCUCUCUCUCUCUCUCUCUCUCUCUCUCUCCCUCUGUGUCUCUGUCUCUGUCUCUCUGUGUCUCUCUCUCUCUCUCUCUCUCUCUCUCUCUCUCUCUCUCUCUCUCUCUGUCUCUGUCUCUGUCUCUGUCUCUCUCUCUCUCUCUCCAUCCCAGCCCUCUGCCCGCCCACCGGUCUCAGUGGCGCGGCCUCCUGCCUACUAGACGUCAUCCAGGUGAGCUGGGACCCCAGCCCGGUGAGCAGUGUACUGUAUAACCUUCACAGCGGGGGUGGCGUUACCCCCCUCCCCGGGACGUCCUACACGACCGGCCUGCUGCCGUGCGGGGUGAACGUCAGCUUCGCGGUCUCCGCCCAGGACCCCAUCUGUACCUCCGCCCUCAGCGAGACCCUCACGGUGGCCGCAGUUCCCUGCGCGCCCUCUGACCUGAACGCCAGCACCCAGUGUGGCACCCAGAUGGGCCUGCUGACCUGGCGCGCCGGCGUGGGCGCCACGAGCUACGUGGCCACGGCGACCGGGGUCAACGGCCACGUCUCUUCCUGUUCCUCCAACGGCACUUCCUGCUCCGUGUGGCUGGAGUGCGGACAGGGCUACACGGCCGCCGUGCUCUCGUCGACCUCCGACUGCAACAGCAGCACCGCGGCCACGGUCGACUUCACCUCAGCUCCCUGUCUACCCACUAACAUCGAGGCUGUGUUGGACUGCAGCAGCAACUCGUUUGCGUUGCGGUGGGACGCCCGGGCGGGCUCGUCGGUCUCCUACAUGGCCGUCGCCAUCGGCACUGACGGGUCCCGCCAUGGCUGCCACACCUCCUCCACGGAGUGCCCCAUCACCGGGCUGGGCUGCGGCGUCUCCUACGGCAUCACCGUCAUCCCGUCCACCGCCAACUGCGGCAGCAUCGACUCCGCCGACUACCACAUCCAGUCAGCCCCCUGCACGCCCCAGAGUGCCUCCGUCGUGCUGGAGUGCAGCACCAACGUGGCGACGGUGAGCUGGAGCGGCACUGGCCCCGCCCAGGACCAGGUGGUCACGGCGGUGGACACCCGAGGCAACGUCGCGCGCUGCUCCACCCCGGGCACCAACUGCACCUUCGGCCAGCUGAGCUGCGGGGAAACCUACGCCCUGGCGGUGGUGGGCCACAGCCCGACCUGCCAGAGCAAUACCAGCGCCGCCCUAAGCCUCCACUCUGCCCCCUGUGUGCCCACCCACCCCGCGGUCACCUUGGACUGUAACACCAACAUCGCCGUGGUAACCUGGGACCCCGCGCGCGGUGCCGUGUCCUACACCGUCUCCGCGCGGUGCGGCCGCGGCCACAACAGCACCUGCGCCGACAGCGACACCACGUGUGCCUUCAGCGACCUGCUCUGCGGCCAGGACUACAGCCUGACGGUGGUCGCACACAACCCGGACCACUGCCACAGCGCGCCGAGCGAGAACACCACCACCACCACAGGUUCGGUCGUCUCCGUUCAUCCAGACCUGCCCGCUGAACGUUCAGCCAGGUAUCGUACGUGCUGGGGUAAGGAUCGAGCGCCCGCUCUCUCUCUCUCUCUGUGUGCAGUGCCUUGCCGCCAGAGCGGCCUGAGCGCCUCCCUGCAGUGCAGCACCAACACGGCGGUGGUCUCCUGGACCCCCGCCGUCGGCAUCCUGACCUACAACUCCUCGGCGGAGGCCAUCGACGUCACGGACACCCGGAGCUGCGCCACCAGCGGGCCGGGCUGUAACAUCAGCUCCCUGCUCUGCGGGGAGAGGUACCGGGUCGUGGUCAGCGGGCAGGGGCGCACCUGCCCCAGCCCCGCCGUGGACUGGAGGCAGAUCACUACAGCCCCCUGCCAGCCCACACUGCUGAGCGUGGUGUCGUCCUGCGACUCGGACACCAUCGAGGUCUCCUGGAGCUCGUCGCAGGGCUCGGACAGCUACCGCGUGGUCGCCGAGGCCCCCGACGGCUCCACCCUGAACUGCACCACCGGCGCCACCGACUGCCGGAUCGCGGGCCUCCGCUGCGGCCUGCGCUACAGCGUGUACGUGGUGGGCGUGAGCGCAGGCUGCCCCGGGGAACGGAGCCACGCGACCACGCUGCAGACCGCCCCCUGCGUGCCGCGCAGCGUGGUCACCGAGCUGGACUGCCGGGCGGGGAGCCUCAACGUCACGUGGCAACGGAGCAGCGACGCCCGGGGAUACGUCGCCACGGUGACCUGCGUCCGCACGGGCCACCCGACGUCGUGUAACACCACGGAGACCCACUGCCUGGCCGCCGCCCUGGACUGCGGCGCGGACUACAACGUCACCGUGGUGGCCUACGACCAGGCCUGCAGCAGCGCCGCCAGCCCGGUGCAGCUCGUUGCCACGGCUCCCUGCCCCCCGCUCCUCUUCGACGCGCCGGUGGACUGCGGCACCAACGUGGUCUCCGUCUCCUGGAACGGCAGCGCUGCCGGGGCGCUGUACACCGCCACGGCGCUCGGCUCGGACGGCCAGCGGCACAACUGCACCGGGCGCACCGGCUGCUCCCUCAGCACCCUGGGGUGUGCCACGGAGUACAACGUCUCCAUCACCCCCGCCAGAGGGGCCUGCAUGGGGUCUCAGAGCCCCACGCAGCUCGUCAGAACAGCCCCCUGUGUGCCCCGGCUGAGGGACGUGGAGAUGGACUGCCUGUCCGAAUCAGCCUGGGUGAUGUGGGAGGAUCCCGUCCGCAACCUGGGCCAGAACUACACCGUCACGUGCACAGACCAGCUGGGCCAAGUCGAGAGGUUUGAGUGUUCCGACACGCUUGGUCUUGUUUUGUGCGCAGUACCAAACAUGACCUGCGGGCGGCACCUCAACUUCACCCUCACGGCCAGCGACCAGCAGUGCCCCAGUGGGCCCAGCAACAUGAUCAUGACCGAGACCGCCCCCUGCCCGCCCCUGCACGUAAGAGCGGCGGUGGGCUGUGAGAACCGCACGGCGAGCGUGUCCUGGUGGCCCAGCCCCGGCGCGCUGACGUACACCGCCACCCUGGAGCACGCGGACGGCCAGACCACCUGCUGCACCACGGCCGGCACCGGCUGCGACAUCGCCGAGCUGCCCUGCGGAAACAUGUUUGUGCUGCUGGUCACCGCCGAGGGGAGGACCUGCAACAGCUCCCAGAGCCCCGGCAGCAUCAUCAGGACAGAGCCUUGCAUCCCGCUGAACCUGCGCGCCGACCUGAGCUGCAGCAGCAACGUGGCGUCCAUCCGGUGGGACCUCAGCCAGGGGGGACAGCAGUACCGCGUGGAGGCACGGAACGGCCAGGGCCAAAUCGUGGACGAGUGCCGGAACUACGAUGACAACUGCGAGCUGACGCGCCUGGCGUGCGGACAGCUGUACGCGGUCACGGUGGCGGCCGAGGACAGCGACUGCACCAGCGCGCCCAGCGACAGCGUGGAGAUCAGAACCGCACCCUGUACCCCGGCCAACGCCUCCGCCGCCGUGGACUGCGUGGACAACGCGUUGACGGUGAGCUGGAGCCAGAGCUCCGGCGCCGACUCCUACAGGGCCACCAUCGUGGACGCCAACGGCCAGAACAGCAGCUGCGUGGCCAUGGCGGCGGGGAACUGCAGCCUGAGCGGGCUCAGCUGUGGAAAGAUGUACCGCGUCUCGGUGGUCGCCUCCGACGGGGUCUGUGACAGCCCGCCCACCGACGUCAUGGAAACACACUCGGUGCCCUGUGCGCCCGGCAGCGUCGAGGCGCUGAUGGACUGCGCCUCGCGGACCGCCCUGCUGUCCUGGGGCCGGGCUGCGGGGGCGGUGGGCUACACGGUGACCGCCAGCCCCGUCUUCCUGGGCGACGCCGUCGCCCGCGACACCAGCGCGACCACGGCGGCCCUGGAGGGGCUGCAGUGCGGAGAGGCGUACUUCGUCUUCGUGAAGACCCGAGGCGACACAUGCGACAGCGGCUUGGUGCACAUGAGUGGACUGCUGCUGACCCAGCCGUGCGUGCCCAGCCACAUCUACACGGCCUACACCUUGGGCAUCGGCCAGGUGUCUUGGGACCCCGCGGCCGGGGCCGACCGCUACACGGCCCGCGCCGUGACCAGCGAGGGCGCGGCCGUCUCGUGCGACACAAUCGACACGAACUGUGACCUGCAGGGCUUAAACUGCAGCCAGCUGUAUAACGUGAGCGUGCGAGCACACAACAGCGCCUGCAAUGACAGUGUGGUGUCCCUGGAGCCGGAGGUCAUCCAGACAGAGCCCUGUGCGCCCUACGGCGUGCUCACCAGGGUGGAGUGCGACGCCGCCGCCGCCACGGUGAGCUGGGAGAGCAGUCAGGGAGCGCUGAGCUACGUGGUCAACAUGGAGGGCCGCAACGGCCACUCCCUGUCCUGCCACACCUUCACCACCUCCUGCACCCUGGCCGGCGUGCACUGUGGCACCGUGUACUACGCCUCGGUGGCGGCCCUGGGGGACCGGCUCAACAGCUCCGGCUUCAACACCGUCGUGAUGGCGUCAGCUCCGUGCGCGGCGGCGCAGCUGGAGGUGGAGGUGGACUGUCUCAACGACACGGCGGCGGUCAGCUGGGUCCCGGCGCUCGGAGCCGUCUCCUACACGGCGACGGCUGCCGCCGCCGACGGCCACCGGGCGGAGUGCGAGUCGCCGGCCGCCUCCUGCCUGCUGACGGGGCUUCAGUGCGGCCAGGUGUACAGCCUGGCCCUCAGCGCCGCCAACGAACAAUGCCAAACCCUGAGCACAGAGGACGUCGCCUUCAGCACGCGCCCCUGCCCCCCACAGCGUCUGGGGGUGGACCUGCUGCGUGGGGCCAGCUCCGCCCGGCUGCACUGGGAGCAGCAGCCCGGCGUGGAGAACUACACGGCCACGGCCAACUGCUCUGAUCACGCAGAGGUCACGGAGUGCGUCUCCACCAACGGCACCUGCGAGUUCAGCGCGCUGCACUGCGGCGAGAGCUACCAGUUCUCCGUGGUCGCCCACACCAGCAUGUGUCCGAGUGAGGUCAGCGGCACGGUGGAGAUGCAGACAGAGCUGUGUCAGGUGAGCCUGAGUGUGAACGGGUCGUGUGACAGCGAGACGCUGAUGAUGAACUGGACGGAGGCCACCGGCGCCCUGACCUACCUGAUCACAGCCGAAGGAGACCUGGGUUGGGUCAGAUACUUCCAGACCAACGACACCAUGCUGGAGGUGGAGCUGCUGUGCGGACAGAGCUACACCUUCACCGCGCGAGCGCAGGGGCAAAGCGGCGACGGGCCUGUCAGCGAUCCGGCCCAUUUCCUCGCAGCCCCGUGCGCGCCCCACGACGUUGAGGCCUUCGUGCAGUGCGAGGACCACCUGGGCUCCGUCAGCUGGGCCCUCAGCGACGGCGCCGACACCUACACGGCCGUGGCCAUCGCGGACGACGGCCACACCCACAUGUGCUACUCCCACAACAACACCUGCACCUUUGACGACCUGCACUGCGGCGAGCGCUACCAGGUGCACGUGGUGGCCCACGACCACGUGUGCUCCAGCGUGCCCAGCAACAGCACGUCCAUACGCAUGGCACCCUGCAUCCCCCAGGGCCUGCAGGCGACCCUGGACUGCUCCAUCAGGGUGGCCACGCUGACCUGGGACCGCAGUGAGGGCGCCGUCGUCUACAACGUCACCGCGGAGACCAGCGGCGGCCAUGUCCUGAGCGCCGGCACCGCGGGCACAGUGGCGCAGUUCUCCGACCUCCAGUGUGGCCAGAUGUACUUCCUGUCGGUGCAGGCGGUGGAUUCUGUGUGCCGGAGUGUCCGCAGCCCGGCCAUCUCCCUGGACUCAGCCCCCUGCCCCCCCACCAACGUCAACAGCUCCAUGGACUGCCUCUCCAACAUCGCCGUGGUGACGUGGAGUGCCUCAGCCGGGGCCGAGUACUACACGGCCGCCGUGACGGACUGGCAGGGCGGGGAGACCUGCAUGUCCUCCUCGGAGCAGUGCGGCAUGCCCAACCUGGGCUGUGGGCAGAACUACACCGUCACCGUCACCGCCCUGCGGCAGAACUGCCCCUCGGAGCCCAGCGCGCCGAGCACCCUGCAGUCAGUACCCUGCCUCCCCAGCGGGGUGGACAUCGUGAUGAACUGCUCCGCCCAGGAGGCUGCAGUGUCCUGGAGCCCCAGCCAGGGGGCGCUGUCCUACGCCGUGACGGCCAUGAGCGCGCUCGGGGACAUGUCGAGGUGCGCCAGCACCGGCCCCGGCUGCACGCUGACCAACCUCACCUGCGGGCAGUCGUACCGGGUCCAGGUGUUGGCCCUGGACAACAUCUGCUCCAGCCUUCCCAGCCGGGUGGCCAUGUUCAGCACAGAGCCCUGCCGGCCUGUGAUCACGUCCACGGUGCUCGACUGCUACACCGACACGGCGCUGGUGGAGUGGACGCACUCGGAGGGCGUGCUCUCCUACACGACGACGGCGCGCUCGGACGGCGACCACGUGGUCCACUGCACCACCAACUACACCAACUGUGAGCUCGGACCUCUGGAGUGCAGCCAGACGUACACGCUGAGCACCGUGGCCUCGGGCGACACGUGCAACAGCGAUGUCAGCGGCAGCGUGCAGCUCCCCUCCGUGCCCUGCCCCCCGUCGGCGGUGGUGAUGGAGGAGGACUGCUCGGCCCACGUGGCUCACGUGACGUGGGACCCGGUGGUGGGUGCGGACUCGUACCUGGUGCAGGCCUUUGGCGUCGAGGAGCACUUCGUCCAGUGCGCGAGCGUCUCCGGGGCGUGCACGCUGCGCGACCUGCUGUGUGGCUUCACCUACAACGUCACCGUGCUCGCCGUCAACAGCGUGUGCAACGUGUCUGAGAGCGCCGUCUCCGUGCUGCCGGCAGAGCCCUGCGCCCCCAAUAUGGUGCAGGCCGCCCUGGACUGUGAGUCGGGGGCCGUGUCCGUCUCCUGGGAGGCCAGCCAGGGGGCCGUCUCCUACACCGCGGUCGCCCAGGGCAACGGUUUCCCCGAGACACGCAACACCACGGGCACCACGUGUCAGUUCAGCGCCCUGCCGUGCGGCCUGCCCUACAGCGUCUUUGUGAGGGCGAUCGGCGAGGACUGCAGCAGCGCAGAUAGCACGGCUGUGCAGAUCGACUCAGUACCGUGUGAGCCCCAGCGGGUGGCAGCAGUGAUGGAGUGCAGCAAUGACACCGGCCUGGUGUCAUGGGAACAGGCAGAGGGCGGGCUCCCGUACCAGGUCCGUGCGUUCGGCGCCGACGGCCACGAAGUCGUGUGUAGCAGCGCCGGCGACGGCUGUGAGCUACCCAGCAUGCACUGCGGCCAGCUCUACAACCUGACAGUGACGGCGCUGGACGGACAGUGUGACAACGUCAGAGCCAACCUCAACCUGCAGUCUGUUCCCUGCAGGCCCACCAACGUGCGCACCUCGAUGCCGCCGUGCCCCUUCACCCAGGCCUCGGUGGCCUGGGAGCACGCCAGGGGGGCCCAGACCUACGCUGUCCAGGCCGGCUGGGGCGUCUCCUGUAACGCCACGACCGCCACCAGCUGCCCGCUGGGCGACCUGCUCUGUGGGCACACGUACAACGUCAGCGUGGUGGCCGCCGACGGCGUCUGCAGCAGCCCGGAGAGCGCGGGGGCUCAGCUCAGCACAGCCCCGUGCCCUCCCCAGGACGUGUCUCUGUCCAUGGAAUGCGAGGCAGGUAUCCUGACGGUGUCGUGGGCCCCUGACCCGGACGCAGACGCCUUCGUGGCCACGUUGGUGAGCGACACCUCGGCGCGUCACACCUGCGUCUCCGCCGGGACGGCGUGCUCCGUGGCGGGCCUGCCCUGCGGCCAGAGCUUCACCGUCUCCGUGGUGGCGGCGAGGGCGGGCUGCGAGAGCGAGCCCAGCGCCCCCCUGGAGAUCUCCUCAGCGCCGUGCGUGCCCCGGAACCCGGAGGGCCGGCUGGACUGCGUCACCAACUCCGCCUGGGUGUCCUGGGACAACGCGGGAGGCGCCCUGCGCUACACGGCGCUGACGGAGGCGCUGACCGGCGACCACAACAGCAGCUGCACCGCCCCGCCGUCCGACGGCUCCUGCGGCAUCCCGCACCUCAAGUGCGGCACGGAGUACGUCUUCCGCGUGGUGGGGGCCAACGACGUCUGCACGGGGGGCUACAGCAACAACUUCACGCUGGAAACAGCCCCGUGCUCGCUGGAGAACAUCACGGCCGUCCACGAAUGCGGCAGCAACCGGAUCCUGGUGAGCUGGGAGAACACGCCGGGCUCGCCGCAGUACGUGGUGACGGCCGAGGGCCCCGACCAGCGGUCCAUCUUCUGCAACAGCACCUUCAGCUCCUGCGAGCUGCAGGGCGCCGCCUGCGGCACGCAGUACACCGUCAUGGUGUCGGCCUCCUCCGACAAGUGCAGCAGCCUCCGCAGCCCGCCGAUGGACGUCACCACGGCGCCCUGUGUUCCCCGGAGCGUGGUGGUGGGCCGGUCCUGCGAGGAGGACGGGGCGGUGGUGUCCUGGUCGUCGUCCCCCAUGGUGACCUCCUUCCUGCUGACGGCCACCGGCGCCUCCGGGGACGUGCGGACGUGUGAGACGGCGGACGCCAGCUGCACGCUGGCCCGGCUGCCGUGCGGAGAGGCGUACGCGGUCAACGUCACGGCCAGCGACGGCAACUGCACCAGCGAGCCCAGUGUCGACGUCUUCUUCCAAACAAUGCCGUGCCAGCCCACCCAGCUGUCCGUGGACUACCAGUGUGAGGCCAACGAGUCGGUGGUGUCCUGGACGCCCAGCGAUGGCAGCCUGCAGUACCACCUUUACGCCAGCCCGGAGCUGGGGGGCGCCCCGAUGGUGUGCAGCACCCCUCACACGUCCUGCCGCAUGGCGCUGGAGUGCGGCAGCGUCUACAACCUGUCUGUGGUGGCGUCGGACCGCCUCUGCAACAGCUCCUUCAGCGCCCCUCUCCGCUUCGGGGCGGCCCCCUGCGCCCCAGACAGCUUGAGGGUCCGCGUGCGGCUGAUCGACGGCAUGCAGUUGGCCAUGGCGACCUGGCCGGCCGUGGCCUGUCCCGCCCCGGUGGAGUACCUGGUGUCUCUGGAGGGCCGCAUCCAGGACGACCCGCGGGCCCGGGUGGACCUGUGGUCCUACCCCACGGACCGGCUGUACUACGAGUUCCCCGUGCCCUGCAGCACGGUCUUCAACCUCACCGUGCGCUCGGUGAACGGCGCCGGGGUCAGCGUGGCCGGACCGCACUUCCACGGCCUCACGGCUCCUUGCCCUCCUGCUGAUGUGCGGUACAGCAGAGAGUUGUUCGACCAGAUCUCGGUGUUCUGGGACGAGUCAGUGUUUGCCACGGGGUACACUGUGUACAACAGUUCGGGGGCGAUUUGCAACACCAGCACAGUGUUCUGCCAGUUCCUCGAGGCAGACCCAGACAGCCUGUGGGUGACGGCGAGCAACGCAGUGGGAGAGAGCGAGCCCAGCACCAACAUCACGGGGCCAGUGUUCGUCCGUGGAAGACGGGAUCUGCGGAGUAAUGAGGUGGCAGCCGGGAGUCGGAGCGCGCUCAGCACCCCCGGCUCGGUGCGGCUGGAGGCGCGGCCCGCGGCCUCGCUGUACGUGGCGUGGACGGCCGUGCAGGACGCCACCCUGUACACGGUCAUCGUGAAGCAGCCCAGCGCCGCGCGGCCGGCCCUGGUCACCACCGUAGACACCGAGUUCACCACGGUGGGCGGACUGGAGCCCCACACCCGCUACUGCGUCACCCUAGCGGCCAAGAACGCCCUCGGCCAGAGCCCCUACUCCACGCCCCAGUGCCUCGCCACCGGGGCUCCAGAAUGAUGCACCCCCUGACCCCCCCCCUCACCCACCCACCCUAGCCCUGUGGACAUUGGACUGAAGCCAGUGACAUGUUUAAUGUCUCCCCCAUUUUUACUGGUUGAGAGUAGAUGGAUGAAAAUUAGGAGAAAAACAUUGAUUGGCAAAAGUACGAAUAAGGAUAAUAUUAUGGCUUCUUAAAAAGGAUUAGUAUUUCUUUGAAAACCUAAGACACCAAAAAUAGCUGUUACGGUUUUCUCUUAUGAGUUGUAUGGUCUAACUUAAUGAGUUAAUGAGAAAUCAAAGAGUCUUCUUUUUAGCAAUAGGUUGUUUAUUUCCUCAUGUAGAAUCAUUCGGCAAUUAGUUCUCUUAAGAAGGUUUUGCUGAAAUGAUAUUUAUCGCAAAUGGUAAUAUAUUUUUUGACAUGGGCAAAAAUGAUUACUUUCUGUUCAUCUUAGUUCUCCAGCUGAUUGUUCAAUCAAAUACUGUACACAGAGUGACAGUAAAGCUAAUGAAAGCAAAUACAUCGGUAAUUUAUCAAGAUUUUUUUUUAAACCAUACUGUGUAUUAUAUCUGAUGUACUAUAAUAUAUAUGUAUUCUCUCAUUUUAUGAACAGAGCUGUCUAAAUGGCUACCUGGUUGCCUGGAAAUAAUAAAUAAAAAGUCUCUUGCUG